AUGGAGACUCCAUACCAGAACCACAUUGACAAGGCUGAAUUUGACCAUGUGUAUGAGCCAGCUGAAGACAGUUUCCUACUUAUAGAUGCCUUAGAAAAAGACCUUAAUUAUUUAAAAGCAAAGAAACCAACUUUUUGCUUAGAAGUUGGAUCUGGAAGUGGUGUAAUUAUCACCGCUCUUGGUAUGGCCUUUCCGGAAACUGUUUGUUUGUGCACUGAUGUUAAUUUCAAGGCAUGUGUUAUUUCCAAGAGCACAGCUGAACACAAUAAGGUGUCCUUGGAUGCAGUCAAUAUGAAUUUAUGUAGUGCAUUCCUGGAUGAGAAGUUUGAUGUAAUUAUUUUUAAUCCACCUUACGUUGUGACUGACUCUGAUGAGUGUGGAGGCACGGACAUCACUGCUAGCUGGGCAGGAGGCGUCAAUGGACGAGAAGUGACUGACCGGCUUUUGGAUUUGAUACCAAAGAAAUUGGCUCCUAAUGGCACAUUCUACCUAUUGCUUAUAGAAGAAAACAUUCCACAAGAAGUGAUCAGUAUUAUGUCCAAGAAUGGAUUUAAAUCUGAAACUGUUAUAAAAAGGAGAAAUAGAAAUGAACAGCAAUUGGUAUUAAAGUUUUACAAAUAACAAUUGUAUAUUACAAAACAGAUGAACAUUUCAUUUUGUUAUAAAGAUAAAAUCUGUUAAGUAAAAUAAAGACUAUUUUAUAUUA
Leguminivora glycinivorella is the source of this 706-nucleotide messenger RNA. RefSeq names its product methyltransferase N6AMT1-like (gene HemK2). Gene Ontology annotation, cellular component: eRF1 methyltransferase complex. Gene Ontology annotation, biological process: methylation. NCBI's taxonomy places the organism in Eukaryota, Metazoa, Arthropoda, Insecta, Lepidoptera, Tortricidae. The transcript has a single exon. Bases 1 to 621 code for a protein of 206 amino acids. Gene Ontology annotation, molecular function: protein methyltransferase activity; nucleic acid binding; S-adenosylmethionine-dependent methyltransferase activity. The record is from RefSeq and is a predicted model, not a curated record.